Molecule: messenger RNA, 968 nt
Organism: Alternaria alternata
Lineage: Eukaryota; Fungi; Ascomycota; Dothideomycetes; Pleosporales; Pleosporaceae
Exons: 3
Coding region: 350-838 (162 amino acids)
Source: RefSeq, a predicted model, not a curated record
CGUGAAUGAAAUCACCUUCUAUGCAGGAAGAUCAUGUUCCGCACAGUCGGUUCAUGUGAAGGGUGACUUGGUAAGCCUCUUUAAUCAGGUUAUCAUUGAGCACACCACAUGUCGCCGUAUGACUUCUUCGUAGUCCGCAUUGCGACUCUAUGCAACACCGAUCCAUUAGGCAAGCGGUAGCAAGUCUCGAGCUGAGAGAUCUCAGCCAUUGUUCAUCUAAACGCAAUGCUGACACCUUUGAUGACAGAGAGGAGGAGGACGUAACGAUAGCAUGGAUGCGUAUGGUUAGGGCUAGGGCUUCACUACGUGCCGCUAUAGCGCUGUGAAUGCAGGAACUUCCGACGAUGGUAUGUCAUGGAAUUUCCUUUUUCGUCUGCAAAGAUAUCAGCAUGUGUUUAGCCUUUCGUCAUCAUUUGGAUUCUUCGGUAGGCCAGAGAGAGAGCGGCCUCCGCGCCUGAUGCCUUCCACAGCACAAUCGAGGCUGCGGAAGAGUCCGCUCCAUGCUCUAGUAGUACCAUCAAAGAUAGGAGUUGGAGCUUCGAGCGCGACGACAGUAUCGAUGCGUCAUUCGCAUAUGGUGAGUUUAUGUUGGAUGCUCAGCACAUUGAAAAGGCUAUACGAAGCUAUUGCGAGCCAGCAAUCGAUAGGAUUCACCCCCACACAGAAUGCUGCGCGGAAGUCACCAAGCGCGGGGUUCUCGAAUUUGGUGCAUGUUUAUUGUGGAGUGGAGUACUGCUUGGAAAUGGUCCUUUUGCCAUGUGCUUGCAGGGUCGGCCACUCUCACAAAUGCAGGCAAGGCUUGAUGUGUAGUUUCUUUGAGUCGCCAUUUGAAUACUAAUGAUGCACUCGACUACUUAGUACAAGACCGUCUUCGGCGCUGUCCCGAUCGCCGGAUCAUGUUAGACUUUGUACGAUAGGUUUCGUCUUCGUAUCGAAGGCAUGUGUAGGACAAAAACUGCCACGACGUU